AUGCCGUCAAAGAUUUUCCAGCCGAUCACGGCCGCACUGGCGAGAAGGGCACCUGUUGACGCAGCUCAGGCUACCGCCUCCGCAGCACGAGACAGGCUAAAAGAGAAGGUUGUUGAAGGCCUUGAUGGAACAAGGUCAACGUUACAAAAAGUCACCGGUCCGCUGGCCAACAAGUGCAAAGCAGGACUGCGCUUUUCAAUACUGAGGGCGCCGUCUCCCCAUACCUCUCAAGUUGACCUCUUCUUCCUCCUCCUCCUCCUCCUUCUCCUCCUCCUUCUCCUCUUCUACUUCUUCCCUCAGUUCGAUUCUGUUACUGUUUCUUGCGGAGAAGACGACCGGCUGGAGGUCCGUGGAAGCAUUGAUUUCUAG
Messenger RNA from Penicillium diatomitis, 369 nucleotides. RefSeq lists its product as uncharacterized. Lineage: Eukaryota; Fungi; Ascomycota; Eurotiomycetes; Eurotiales; Aspergillaceae. The transcript is spliced from 2 exons. The record is from RefSeq and is a predicted model, not a curated record. Bases 1 to 369 code for a protein of 122 amino acids.